This is a messenger RNA of Colletotrichum costaricense, 309 nucleotides long. RefSeq lists its product as uncharacterized. NCBI's taxonomy places the organism in Eukaryota, Fungi, Ascomycota, Sordariomycetes, Glomerellales, Glomerellaceae. Bases 1 to 309 code for a protein of 102 amino acids. The transcript has a single exon. The record is from RefSeq and is a predicted model, not a curated record.
AUGGUUGCGCUGGCCUCUGUAUUUAACCCGCUCAAGACUGCGACCGGCCUUGGUUGUGUCGCCUACACCGCCCUUCACUUUUGUAUACGAAGGCAUUCCUUCUCCGUAGUUGGUGAAUGGAACCGGCUUCCUUGGGACCUCAAAGUCAUCUACUACCUUCACGAAGCCGAUAAUAUUGGACUCCAAAUCCUCCUCAUGACAAGUUUAGUGGCCUGGCUAGGCCCCGAGACAUGCCAGAUCGCCUUGAAGAGACAUAUACCAGCUUGGAUGAAGGAGUUACUCCCGCACUUCAUCGCCAAGAAUCUCUGA